This is a messenger RNA of Ceratitis capitata (Mediterranean fruit fly), 8044 nucleotides long. It is a transcript of the gene brp, whose product is annotated as plectin. Gene Ontology annotation, cellular component: cytoskeleton of presynaptic active zone. The record is from RefSeq and is a predicted model, not a curated record. Gene Ontology annotation, molecular function: structural constituent of presynaptic active zone. NCBI's taxonomy places the organism in Eukaryota, Metazoa, Arthropoda, Insecta, Diptera, Tephritidae. Bases 2565 to 6935 code for a protein of 1456 amino acids. The transcript is spliced from 17 exons. Gene Ontology annotation, biological process: regulation of synaptic plasticity; maintenance of presynaptic active zone structure; neuromuscular synaptic transmission.
GGUGUGGACAGUUGUAUACGCAACGUUGAGGCUAAAAGACGCAAAACGGAUACCAAAGCGCUAACAACGAAACGCCAUACGGUUGACUCGCUCCUCACCUACACAUACCACCACUCGAGCAAAAAAAUUUUUUUAAGUGAUUUCUUAGUGUGAACCAAAAUAAAUUUCGAGUUUUAGUGCGCGGAUCAGACAGGCAGGCGGCCAGAAAGUCAUACUUUUAAUACGUGCGAACGCGUGUGUGCAAUGCGAAUACUGUUCUAGGGGGCGUCAAGCAAACGCGCGCGUGGCGACGAAGGGACGGAGUGUCGGGGAAGAGACGUACAAUAAAAAAGCAUUAAAAUGUAUGCAUAAGUAGGCAAAAAUUUAUAGGCAAAUCGUUAAAUGCUGCUGAAAGGCCUUGAACGAGUGAGGUACGCAGUGUACGCAAAAAGGCAUAAAUCGAAAGUGAAAACUGGAUGCAAAGUGUUCAGAACUGUGGGAAACUUUACGGAUUUUUAACACGUCGUCACGUGUAGGCCAAAGAUAAAAGAAAGAAAAAUCGUAAAAUCAAAUUUAAGCGAUACUUCAGCGUUUUAGCCCGUAAUGUGCAUACGCGAACAGACAGAGUAAAGCGCGUUAUUCGUGUCGGGUUUCAGUGUGCGCGCGUGUGUGUGUGUAUGUAGGAAAAAAUCUAGUCCUUGAAAAGGAUAUCUACCAUUCAAUUACUGUGCCUUUUCACACAUUUGCAAAUUAAAUAAGAAAUAGUUAUUUACGCCAAAACGUGAGCGUAACGAAAAGCAAUUUGCACGACAAAUAAGUGUUGAUGAAUAAAAUAGAAGAUAAAAAAAGAAAUUGAGCAUUAGAAAUUUAAAAAAAAUAUGUUAAAAAUUGAUCUGUGUUGAAUUGCAAGCGAAGAAAAAGUCGCAUGAAACAAAUAAUUUCCCAUUUUCUGCUGCAACUGUGACAAGCAGCAAAAUCGAUAAUUUCUAAAACAAAUAAUAACGACAACAAAAAAGCAAAAAAGCACCAAGUAAAAAACUAAGAAACGAAACGAGACGAGACAAGCGAGUCAAGAGGCAGAAAAGCCAAAUACAAAAGCAACGCAAGUAGCAGGCAAUAGUAGCUGCAACAACAAUAACAACAUCAACAAAAGAAAAAAAAAAGAAAGAAAAAUAAAACACUAUAAUAAUAGCACUAGCUGUUGCAACAAAAGCAAUAACGGCGACAACGAAAUCGGGACGAAUUCCAAAUGAAUCAACAACACCAACAAAAGCAGCUAAAACCAACUACAAAAACAAUAACACCAACACCAAAGGCUGAAUAAUCAUAAAGCUUAACAGUGCAGUAGACGCUUUGGGGCACAACCGAGUAGCGGACGAGGACGUCUGGACGUCCCGCAGGCGACAGAGACCACAAGGGAAUCUAGCACAGAAAUAGAAAAAUCUGAUAUUUCAAAGCAUUGGCGCAUUAAGUUGCCAGUAGACAGGAAGUACCAGCGAAAAUAUUAAAUUUAAGUGAAGCAUACAAAUAACAAAUACAAAUAUUAUAGCAUACGUAACUGCGCUCGAGCGUAUGUGUGGAAAAAUAUAAGCGCCAAGAUAUCAAAUAUCUCAGGACGCCAAAGAGGGUAAAGCAGCUGGCCACACGAUUAGUGUGCCAACAAUAAAUAGUCAAGCCAAGCAAAGAAAUGCGCGGCAACCAAAGACAAUAAGCGUAUUAAAGAACCAAACAACGAAAUGAGAAUAGCAUAAAAGAGAAAAAAUAAUAGUAUAUAGUGGGCAUAAGCAAAUAAAAGUCACGCGCGCACACUCACACAUGUACACAUACACACAAUAAAACUGUGUUGCCGAAACCGAGCGCAACCAAAAGUGAGUUGCAGGUUAGAGUGCCCGCCGAGUAGAAGUACAAGUUGCUCAUACGUCGUGUAGUGCCAGCUAAGCCGAAAACUCAGUUAUAAAAGCUUAUUCGGCCAUAUCAAUUAUUACAGAGAAGAGUAAAGGCGAAUCUAAGCAAUAUAAGCGUCCAGAAGGGUUACGUGUGAAAAAAGCGCGCCAAGAAUAAAAGGAAAAAGAAGAAGAAGAAGUUGUGCUCACAUGCGCCCAAAAGCCAAAAGAGUUGCAAAGUAACAAAAUUGGCUUGUUGUGCAUUCAAGCGCAACACAUUUACUGCCACUCCACUGCAUUCGUGCCAACAACGAGAUAAAAACAUACUCACAUGCUUACAUACGUGUAUAUAUAUGUUUAAAUAGCAAUAAAAAUAAAAAUAAAAAUAGAAAAAAUAUUAAAAAAAUAUCACAAAUACUAAAGGAAACACCAAGAAAAGCAAACAUUUGCUAAAAGUCUAAAAAAUAAUAACAUAAAAAUAAGUUAGUAUUUACGCUCACCUGCCAACUCUGCACACCGAAAUAUACUGCUUAUAUACACAAAAACGUAUUUCAGAGCAAAAUAGCUUAAGUGAGUCUAGAGGACUAGACUCAUAGAAACAAGCUCAGUUCAGCUCAGCUCAGCUCAGCCCAACGUCGGAAAAGGCGUUACAAAUCUGCUGGAAGGCAUUUCAUUUAUACAUACAGCGCCGUACAUUAACUUAUGGACAAUGCCUACGUAUACUAUAAGUUGGACGAAUUCCGUCUUGAAAUACAAAGAAGGGAUCAAGAAAUAUUGGCGAUGGCGGCCAAAAUGAAAACUUUAGAAGAGCAACAUCAGGACUAUCAGCGGCACAUAGCGGUUCUCAAGGAGUCGCUAUGUGCCAAGGAGGAGCACUACAACAUGCUACAGACUGAUGUUGAGGAGUUGCGAGCCCGCCUAGAGGAGAAGAAUCGACUGAUUGAGAAGAAGACGCAAGGUACACUACAAACAGUACAAGAACGGAAUCGCCUGACUAGUGAACUCACCGAAUUGAAGGAUCACAUGGAGAUAAAGGAUCGCAAAAUCAACGUGUUACAGCGAAAGAUUGAGAAUCUCGAGGAUCUGCUUAAAGAGAAGGAUAAUCAGGUGGAUAUGGCCCGUGCACGUCUGUCGGCAAUGCAGGCUCAUCACAGCAGCUCCGAGGGCGCUCUCACAAGUCUCGAAGAGGCCAUUGGUGAUAAGGAGAAGCAAAUGGCUCAGCUGCGAGAACAGCGAGAUCGUGCCGAGCAUGAAAAGCAAGAGGAGCGUGAAUUACAUGAGCGUGAAAUUGCCGAUUACAAAAUCAAGCUGCGUUCGCUCGAGAGUGAGGUGGAGAAAUUGAAUACGCGCCUGGAGCGUGCUGUUACCGAGCGUGAGCGUUUGGAAAUUAAAUUAGAAGCAUCGCAGAGUGAAUUGGGCAAAUCGAAGGCGGAACUGGACAAAGCCACAUGCGAGAUGGGACGCAGCACUGCCGAUUGGGAGUCGACCAAGCAACGUAUAGCUCGUUUGGAAUUCGAGAAUGAACGAUUGAAACACGAUUUGGAACGUUCACAGAUGCAGCUAGAAGAACAGACCACACUACAUAAAUCGGUACAAAAAUUAAUGCUCGAAUCAGGACGUUUAUCGACAACAUUCGGUCGCAACACGAUGACGAAUUCGCAAGAAUUGGAUCGAGCACAAGAGCGCGCUGACAAAGCGGCUGCGGAACUGAGGCGAACACAAGCUGAACUCCGGGUCACACAGGGCGAUACAGAUAAACGUUUUUCGGACGCGGAACGUGCUCGUGAAGAGGCGACUGCGUUGCAGGAGAAGCUUGAGAAGAGCCAGGGUGAGGUAUAUCGACUUAAGGCGAAGCUUGAAAAUGCACAAGGUGAACAGGAGAGUUUGCGGCAGGAACUGGAGAAAGUUCAGGGUGGUGUCUCGCGAAUACAUGCCGAUCGCGAUAGGGCCUUCUCGGAAGUGGAGAAGAUGAAGGAGGAAAUGGAGCGAACUCAGGCCACGCUGGGCAAGGCACAACUGCAACAGGAGAAAUUGCAGAACUCUUUGGACAAAGCCCAGAAUGAGGUUGAUCAUUUGCAAGAGAAACUUGAUAAAUCCGUGGCUGAGAAUCGACGUUUGGUACUCGAAAAGGAGAAGCUCACCUAUGACUAUGACAAUUUGCAGUCGCAACUGGAUAAGGCGCUGGGACAGGCGGCGCGCAUGCAAAAGGAACGCGAAACUCUCACACUCGAUACGGAUCGCAUACGAGAGAAGUUGGAAAAGACGCAGAUGCAACUAGCACGUAUACAAAAGGAGCGGGAUCAAUUCUCCGAUGAGUUGGAAACACUCAAAGAACGCUCUGAAUCAUCGCAAACUUUACUGAUGAAAGCGGCGCGCGAUAAGGAGGCAAUGCAAACCGAUUUGGAAGUGCUUAAGGAGCGUUAUGAAAAGUCUCAUGCUAUCCAACAGAAAUUGCAGAUGGAGCGUGAUGAUGCCGUCACUGAAGUAGAAAUCCUUAAAGAAAAACUGGAUAAAGCACUUUAUGCCAGUCAGAAACUCAUCGAUGAGAAGGACACCUCGAAUAAGGAGUUCGAGAAGAUGUUGGAGAAAUAUGAUCGCGCGCAGAAUGAAAUUUAUCGACUACAGUCGCGAUGUGAUACUGCCGAAGCGGAUCGCGCACGUUUGGAGGUUGAAGCAGAACGUUCUUCUUUGGCCGCAUCCAAGGCGCGAGAAGAUCUCCGUAAAUUACAAGAGGAGAGUACUCGUCUACAAGAGGCAUGCGACCGUGCUGCGCUGCAGCUGAGCAGAGCGAAGGAAAGCGAAGAUAAUGCACGUGUUGAACUCGAUCAUAAUCGCGAACGUUUCGAUAAACUGCAGACCGAUUUACGUCGUUCACAGGGCGAAAAAGAACAUUUGCAAUCGGAGAUGGAGCGUGUCUCAUACGAACUGGAGCGUGCACAUGCCGCGCAAACCAAAGCGAGCGCCAGCGUAGAAGCGGCUAAGGAGGAAGCCGCACAUUAUGCCGUUGAGCUGGAGAAGAUGCGAGAUCGCUAUGAGAAGAAUCAAAUUGAAUUGCGUAAACUCCAGGAUACAGAUACAUUUGGACGUGAGACCCGCCGCCUUAAGGAGGAAAAUGAACGCCUCCGCGAAAAACUUGAUAAAACACUUAUGGAACUUGAGACUAUACGUGGCAAGUCACAAUACGAGUCCGAAUCGUUUGAGAAAUAUAAAGACAAAUAUGAUAAGAUUGAGAAUGAGAUACAAAAUAUGGAAUCCAAACUGCAUGAGACCACCUUGCAACUGGAAUUGUCCAAGGGAGAGGUUGCUAAGCUACUGGCCAAUCAAGAGAAGCAACGUAGCGAAUUGGAGCGGGCGCAUAUUGAGCGCGAGAAGGCACGUGACAAGCACGAGAAACUGCUGAAGGAGAUGGAGCGACUGCGUCUGCAGCAACAAUCGGCCAUCAGCCCUGGCGAGUCGGUGCGCGCAUCGUUGUCGGCGGGCGAGCGCCAGGAGAUCGAUCGAUUGCGCGAUCGACUCGAAAAGGCGCUACAGUCGCGCGAUGCCACCGAACUGGAAGCGGGCCGCCUCGCCAAGGAGUUGGAGAAGGCGCAGAUGCAUUUGGCCAAACAGCAGGAAGCGAACGAAUCGACGCGCAUCGAAUUCGAACGCAUGUCAGCCGAACUCGGCCGCCUGCACGAUCGACUCGAGAAGGCAGAGGCCGAGAAGGAGUCACUACGCCAAUCGGGACGCAAUGGCGCAGACAAACCGCAUCCACAACUCGAAAAGCAUAUGCAGAAAUUGGAAUCCGAUUGCAAGCAAUUGGCCAUGGAACGCGAGCAGUUGGUCCUGCAACUCGAGAAGAGCCAGGAGAUAUUGAUGAACUUCCAAAAGGAGUUGCAAAAUGCCGAAAUCGAAUUGCAGAAGGCGCGUGAAGAGAAUCGUAAACUUCGUAACGGGCAUCCGGUAGCACCAGCAGCGCCAGCUGAAAUACAACAAAUGCAACAAGAAAUCCAAUUGCUGCAACAGAAAUUGCAAGAGUCCGAAAAGGCUCUACAGGCAACCAGCGCUGCUGCCGGCGCGAGUGGACCCAGUCGUGAAGAGGUCGAGCAGUGGCGCAAGGUACUCGAGGCGGAGAAGAAUCGCGCAGAAAUGGCCGACAAAGCCGCACAAGAAAUGCAUAAACGCAUACAACUCAUGGAUCAACACAUCAAGGAACAACAUCAACAAAUGCAGAUGAUGCAGCAACAAAUAGCACAACAGCAGCAACAGCAACAGCAGCAGCAACAACAAGUGUCCGGAAAUGCUCAAGAAGUCACCAAGGAGUUGGAGAAGGUGAAAGGCGAACUGCAAGCCGCCUGCACGGAGCGUGAUCGCUUCCAACAGCAGCUAGAGUUGUUGGUACAAGAGCUGGAGAAGAGCCAGGUGUCGAACCAAGAGCAAACAAAGCAGUUGCAGGUCUCGCAGCAGCAGGUGCAACAACUACAACAACAGGUACAAAUGCUGCAACAACAAGUACAACAACUACAGCAAGCGGGCAAUUCCGGCGCAGCGGCCACCGACGUCCAACGCCAGCAGCUGGAGCAGCAGCAAAAGCAAUUGGAAGAGGUGCGCAAACAGAUCGACAACCAAGCCAAGGCUACAGAAAGCGAACGGAAGAUCAUCGAGGAGCAACGGAAACAGAUCGAAGCCAAACGCAAGGAUAUCGAGGAGAAGGAGAAGAAAAUGACCGAUUUCGAUGUACAGCUGCGCAAGCGAAAGGAGCAAAUGGAUCAGUUAGAGAAAUCUCUGCAGACACAGGGUGGCGGUGCGGCCGCAGCCGGUGAGCUCAAUAAGAAACUCAUGGACACACAGCGGCAGCUCGAAGCCUGUAUUAAGGAACUGCAAAAUACCAAAGAGGAGCACAAAAAAUCCACCACCGAAUGCGAAAGAUUGCUUCAACUGGUGCAAAUGUCGCAGGAGGAACAGAACGCAAAGGAGAAAACCAUUAUGGACUUACAACAAGCCUUAAAGAUCGCUCAAGCAAAAGUGAAACAAGCACAAACACAGCAACAACAAGAUGCUGGACCAGCUGGAUUCUUGAAGAGCUUCUUCUAAAGAGUAUUACUUGGAAAUAUGAAAAUAAAUUUGCAAACAAAAAUAAAAAUGAACAACAACAAGCACUUUACAUUUUUAAAUACACUGUACAUUUAACUACCAGUAACCUCAGUAUUUAUUUCAUUACAAUAAUGAAUAAUGGAAAUGAAUGUAUUGGAAAUCUUUUUUACUCAACUUUUUGCUGAUCGCUGUCUUUUACUAAUAUUUGUUUCCUUUAUAAAAAAAAAAAAAAAAACAGAAAACAAAAAACAAACUAAUACAAAAUACUACUUAAACUAAUGCGAACUAACUGCUGCUGUAAAAAAACAUAUUUACAUAACUCUUCAUACUAACCACAUACUUCUUGCUACUAAUCUACAUGCAAUUUACGUACAUAUAAACAUAGAUGAAAAGCAUAACUCGGACAUACUUGCAUACAUACACGUAUUUGGCACAAGGAAUACUAGCAAACGGGAUAACGAUUCAACAACAACAACUGAGCAGCCGCCUUACAAUGGUGACUAGUCCAAGGCACCUGCAAUGGGAAAGCAUACCGCAGCGCAUUACAAUUAGUACAUAGCAUACACGUAUGUGUGUAGUGCACGUAUAUUAGCAAAUAGCAAAGGCGUAAAUUGAAUAUUAAUGGAAAAGGUCAAGAAGAUAGAUUACAAAAUUGAGAGUUAAACUCAUAUACGCAACAACGCGUUGAUUUGGAGAAGUAAAAAAGAAAAACUUUUUUUUUCUGGUGAGAUCACAAACAUACAAAGCAAAUAUAGCAGAAAAUAUGAAUCCUGCGUAAGCAAAAACAAAUUUGAGCAAGCCAUAAAAAGUGCAUAUGUAUGUAUAUUUCUGAUGGAAUUAAAUGAAAAAGGGAAACCAGUGAAGGGGUUGGUAAAAAUACAAUAUAAAUAUACAUAUAUAUACUUAUUAGGAAAAAAAUUAAUAAAUAAAUUAAAUUAAAUACUAUAUGCAGAGUUAUAGUUAGUUUAUUAAAAAGUGAAUAAAUAUACAUCAUACAUAUUAAAUAAAUAAUGUAAAUAUUAGAACAAAUUGUAGCAAAUGGAAAGCAACAAAAUUUUAUUUUCAUUUAUAUUAAUAUGUAUUAACAAUAAAUAAUAAUUAUAAUAGCA